UCAUUCAACUCCUUAGGAAACACACAGCAAGCAUCUGUUUUCCUCUCUUCAUUUUCUCUUGUUCUGUGCUCAAUCUCCCCCUUCUUACUUCAGCUAACAACUUAAGCUUCAAAAUGGAAGGGAAAAGCCGAUUUGGAAAUUUUUUGGAGACGGCAAAGCCUUACAUAGCCAUGAUCUCAUUGCAAUUCGGAUAUGCUGGAAUGAACAUCAUAACCAAAGUGUCUCUGAACAGAGGAAUGAGCCACUAUGUGCUUGUUGUCUACAGACAUGCCUUUGCAACUGCAGUUAUUGCUCCCUUUGCUAUUGUUCUCGAGAGGAAAAUUAGGCCAAAGAUAUCUUUCUCUAUCUUCAUGCAGAUAUUCGUGUUGGGGCUGCUUGGACCGGUGAUUGAUCAGAACUUCUACUAUGCGGGACUCAAAUUCACAUCUCCUACCUUUUCAUGUGCAAUGAGCAAUAUGCUGCCUGCAAUGACCUUUGUCAUGGCAGUUCUCUGUCGGAUGGAGAUAUUAGAUAUGAAGAAAAUAAGAUGCCAGGCAAAAGUACUAGGAACCGCGGUGACAGUAGCAGGGGCUAUGCUGAUGACAUUAUACAAAGGAGAAGUUGUUAAUAUGUUUUGGUCCAAAUACAUUCAUCCAUCAACCUAUGAACCUACCACCACUGCUGUUGAUGCUGACAAAGAUUGGGUUAAAGGCUCCAUUCUACUCAUCAUUGCCACCUUUGCUUGGGCUUCCUUCUUCAUCCUUCAGAAUGUUACAAUGAGGAGGUACACGGCUCCCAUGUCGCUGACAUGCCUGGUGUGCUUCAUGGGAACUCUUCAAUCCAUUGUAGUCACUUUUGUCAUGGAACAUAAACCAGAUGUUUGGACUAUUGGCUUUGACAUGAACCUUCUUGCUGCUGCCUAUGCUGGAAUAAUAUCAUCAAGCGUUGCAUACUAUGUCCAAGGGCUGGUGAUGGAGAAAAGAGGGCCAGUUUUUGUAACAGCAUUUAGUCCAUUGAUGAUGAUCAUAGUCGCGAUCAUGGGCUCUUUCAUUCUUGCAGAAAAAAUCUAUCUUGGAGGAAUUCUUGGCGCCAUACUAAUAGUGAUGGGACUAUACUCUGUCCUCUGGGGAAAGUACAAGGAAUACAAAGACAAAGAAGAGGAGGACAUAAUCGAAGCCGUGAAGGACGUAAGAAACCAGAUGAUGAUUGGAGGCAAAGACAUCGAGGCCAAUGAGGUUGAAUUGCAGAAGAAUGCUGAACCAGCCAUGGCCCCGACAUUCGCGAUUAGUGCACCAGUUGCUGCACCCCCUAUGCUAGCUGUGGAAGCAAGGAGGCCCUGAAGUUGCACAAGAUGAAAGAAUGGGAAUUUACCAAAGAAAUGAAAUAACUAAUUAUACAUUGUACUUUAAGAUUAAUGUGCAUGGCUUUGGAAUGGAGGAGAGGUUGAUCAUAAGAUCAUAGAGGCUCUUUUGAGUACCAUUAAGUCUUGGCAAUUUUCAUCCCUUCCAUUUUGCUUUUUGGUAGGUACUAGGAUCUUUUGUUCUUGUCUUUUGUUUUAAGCUCAUAAUAAUAAUACCAGAGGAAUAAAUUCCUACUUUUGCUUCAUCAAA
Molecule: messenger RNA, 1589 nt
Organism: Daucus carota subsp. sativus
Lineage: Eukaryota; Viridiplantae; Streptophyta; Magnoliopsida; Apiales; Apiaceae
Product: WAT1-related protein At5g07050
Exons: 6
Coding region: 114-1319 (401 amino acids)
Cellular component (GO): plasma membrane
Molecular function (GO): transmembrane transporter activity
Source: RefSeq, a predicted model, not a curated record